Emys orbicularis (European pond turtle) is the source of this 2067-nucleotide messenger RNA. It is a transcript of the gene ZFP64, whose product is annotated as ZFP64 zinc finger protein. Lineage: Eukaryota; Metazoa; Chordata; Testudines; Emydidae. The record is from RefSeq and is a predicted model, not a curated record. Gene Ontology annotation, cellular component: nucleus. The transcript has 6 exons. Bases 1 to 2067 code for a protein of 688 amino acids. Gene Ontology annotation, biological process: positive regulation of transcription by RNA polymerase II.
AUGAACCCGGGCGGCGGGAGGGCGCCGGGCUUCCCGGGCCCUGUGCCGUUUCCAGGAGGCACCACUGUCCUAGUGGAGCUCACCCCAGAUAUUCACAUUUGUGGCAUUUGCAAGCAGCAGUUCAAUAACCUAGAUGCUUUCGUUGCUCACAAGCAAAGCGGCUGUCAGCUGAUCAGUGCAAAUGGAACCACUAGUACAGUCCAGUUUGUCUCAGAAGAAACUGUGCCAUCAACACAGACUCAAACCACAACCAGAACAAUCACUUCAGAGACUCAGACCAUCACAGUUUCUGCUCCAGAGUUUGUUUUUGAGCAUGGCUACCAAACAUAUCUGCCCAAUGAGAGCCGUGAACCUCAGACUGCCGCUGUUGUCGCCCCAUCAUCAAAAACGCGUUCCAGAAAAUCCACUACUGCAGUUGUCCAAAAGAAAUUGAACUGCUGCUAUCCAGGUUGCCAAUUCAAGACAUCAUAUGGUAUGAAAGAUGUGGAACGUCAUUUAAGAACACACACAGGAGAUAAGCCCCAUAAAUGUGAGGUGUGUAGCAAGUGCUUCAGUCGCAAAGAUAAGCUGAAGAUGCACAUGCGUUCCCAUACUGGGGUGAAACCUUACAAGUGUAAACACUGUGACUAUGCAGCUGCCGACAACAGCAGUCUCAACAAGCACCAGCGCAUCCACUCAAAUGAGCGUCCUUUUAAAUGCCAGAUCUGUCCUUAUGCGAGCCGCAACUCUAGCCAGCUUACUGUCCAUCUCAGAUCCCAUACUGGAGAUGCUCCGUUUCAGUGUCGGAUGUGUAGUGCUAAAUUUAAAAUCAACUCGGACUUGAAGAGGCACAUGCGUGUGCACUCUGGAGAGAAGCCUUACAAGUGUGAGUUCUGUGACGUCCGCUGUGCCAUGAAAGGGAACCUGAAAUCGCACAUCCGCAUCAAGCACAGCAUGGAGAACACACUCAAGUGUCCAGAGUGCGAGUUCCAGUGCGGAAACAAAACAACCCUUCGGCAUCACUUAAGAACCCAUCAGCCUGAGCAGCCAGUGAAGUGCUCAAAAUGCAACUACUCUUGCUCUAACAAGGCGGCUCUCAAGGUGCACGAGAGAAUUCACUGCGAGGAUCGCCCUUUCAAAUGUGACUUCUGCAGCUUUGAUACCAAGCAGCGGAGCAAUCUGACCACGCACGUGAAGAAAGCCCAUGGAGACAAAGUCAAGAUCAAAAAGCAAACUACUGAGAAGAAAGAGGGAGAUAAGUCAAAGCAGGGCAGCUCCAGGCAAGUAGCCAAAUUGGAUGCCAAGAAAGCAUUUAAAUGUGGCCUGUGUGAGGCUUCCUUUGUCCGAGAAGAUUCUCUUAGGAGCCAUAAGAAGCAGCACAGAGAGUAUAAUGGGACCAAAAGUACUGAACUGGCUGUUUUGCAGUUGCACGUGGACCCCAGUAGGCAGACCAGUGCCCCGAUUACUGUAAGUCACCUUCAAGUUCCAAUUCAAGCCACUCAGGUUUCUCCUUACAAUGAAGAAAGGGUCAAGAUCGUUGCUGGCCAUCAAGUGCCUCAAGCUAAUGGAACAGUUCAGGCUGCUUCAGUGAAUGUUAUGCCUUCCACAUUAGUUAGCCAGAAUCAGGAAGACCUAUCUGCAAGUAGCCAGUUGCAAAUACUGCGCCAAGUCAGUCUGCUGGCACCGCCUCAUCCCCCUGUUUCUCAAAGCGAAGCUGUGUCAGUGGGGCAGCCAGCAGUUCUUCUCACUGCCCACGACCAAAGUGACAGCAGUGCUCUCCACCAGACUUUGAUUCCUGCUGCUUCAGUCAGUAGUCACAGGGCUUCAGCAAGCCAGACUUUCAUCAAUGAUUCUGGAAUCAGCUGCUCUGACUUGGAAGGGCUCAAUGCUUUGAUUCAAGAAGGGGCAACAGACGUGGCUGUGGUUAGUGAUGGAGGUCAGAGUAUCUCUGUGUCCACUUCAGCUCCCCCCCCUCCUCCCAUCUUUUCCUCAUCCUCUCACACACAAGCACCUAAGCAGACCUACUCCAUCAUUCAAAGUGGAGCCCAUACAGCUUCGCUGUGUCCUGCAGACUCCAUACCGGAUUAG